Tribolium madens (black flour beetle) is the source of this 1860-nucleotide messenger RNA. It is a transcript of the gene Ppt1, whose product is annotated as palmitoyl-protein thioesterase 1. The record is from RefSeq and is a predicted model, not a curated record. The transcript has 6 exons. Gene Ontology annotation, cellular component: lysosome. Bases 833 to 1747 code for a protein of 304 amino acids. Gene Ontology annotation, molecular function: palmitoyl-(protein) hydrolase activity. Gene Ontology annotation, biological process: protein depalmitoylation; receptor-mediated endocytosis. Lineage: Eukaryota; Metazoa; Arthropoda; Insecta; Coleoptera; Tenebrionidae.
UUUUUAGUGUCGGAUGAUUUGAUGGUUCCAAUGCGCGUAUUUGUGUACAAUAUAUUGUUUAGCUUUACGUAAAAAGUAAAUAAUUGUUUAUGAUAAUAAACGCGUUCUUUAUAGUAUGGUUAAAAUUUUAAAUGAUUCAGAUUAUUUAGAGCUCUCAUUCAAGUCGGUGUGUGAAUCGUUAUGCUGGUAGACGGCUAUGAGAUCUGCAGUGAGUGUUUUUUAUUUUGUAAUUUUACAAGUCUUAUGGAUCUUCCGGUCACUGUAUGACGCAAUGAUGCCCGAAAGAAAUUUAAACAAUGACAACUUUACAAAGACAACGACGCAAGAGACAGACACCGAAACCAAUAAAAGACGCCAUUUGAUCCACCUAUUUACCACAACUCCCAAAGAACAAAACGGCAGACCUGUGUGCUACAUGCACGUAUGUGAAAUUAUAACUCCUCAUGAAGAAGAAAUGCUGAGAUGUGCGUGUGCCAAAGGUGCUUCCACCGCCACAUUUCUCUACAACAAUAACGAACAAUUUCCUCCUACAAGUCGGAUUUCGAGAGCCACGUUCACCAACGCAUGGAUGGAAUCCUUUUCUUUAGUAAUGUAAAAUUACCAAAAAUGUAUGAAAUAUGAAAUCGAAUAUAAAAAUUUUAAUUUCGAAGUUGCGGUACUUAGAAUAUCUCUUGUAAAUGUUUACAACGUUGUGUCCUGUCAACAUGUAGCGCGCAAGCGUUGAAUAAUUUACCACUUAAUAAGAGGAACGUUUUUAUACUAUGUACUGUUAAGUAGAUCGGUCUAAUCUUUAAAUAAUUUAUUUAUAGCCGUUCAUUCGUGAUUUUCCAAAAUGAACGGAAUAACAUUUAAGUACUUGAUAUUAACACUUUUGUUUAACACUUUCAGUGCUAAUAAAGUUAAAGACGGUAAUUUUACACCGAUCGUUUUGUGGCAUGGAAUGGGAGACAGCUGCUGUUUUUCAUUCAGUUUAGGAGCAGUAAAAGAAAAAUUGGAAGAAAUUUUACCGGGUGUUCAUGUUGUUUCACUACGAAUCGGUUCUUCGGAAGUAAAUGAUGUUGAAAAUGGAUAUUUUCUGCACCCCGACAAGCAAAUUAACAUGGCUUGUAAUUUAAUACAGGCCGAUCCUCUGCUAUCUGAUGGUUUCAACGGCAUUGGAUUCUCACAGGGAGCCCAAUUUUUGCGCGGACUGUUACAACGAUGCCCAAAAGUCCAUAUAAAGAAUUUAAUUUCGUUAGGAGGCCAACAUCAGGGUGUUUACGGCUUACCCAACUGUGGUUCCUUAUCACAUUCGAUUUGUGAUUACAUCAGAAGACUGUUGAAUCACGCUGCUUAUUUGGAGUGGGUUCAGAAAGCUCUAGUUCAAGCCACAUACUGGCACGAUCCACUUCAUGAGCAAGAAUAUAAAAAUUACAGCACAUUCUUGUCCGACAUAAACAACGAAAUCACAAUUAAUGACGAAUAUGUUCAAAGACUACAAACCUUGGAUAAUUUUGUCUUAGUCAAGUUUGAUAAUGACACCAUUGUUGAGCCAAGAGAAACGGAGUGGUUCGGGUUUUAUAAGCCAGGGCAAUCGUCGAUGAUUCAGACUUUGAAGGAAUCGCCGAUUUAUACCGAAGAUCGUCUGGGCUUACGAAAGCUGGAUGAAGAUUCGAAACUUCACUUUUUGGGAGUGAUUGGGAAUCACCUGCAAUUCGAGUGGGGAUGGUUUCAGAAAAAUAUAAUCGAUCCUUAUUUAAAAAACUAGUUUUAUUCACUUAUAUUUAGAAACUUAUUAAUUGCAAGUAAUCUAAAAAGACAAAUUUUUGUAUAUAUUUUCGACGUAUUUUGCCCAAAGACAAAAUAAAUUUAUCCUUAAAU